Messenger RNA from Mus musculus (house mouse), 7911 nucleotides. It is a transcript of the gene Hcn1, whose product is annotated as hyperpolarization activated cyclic nucleotide gated potassium channel 1. The coding region runs from base 385 to 3117 and encodes 910 amino acids. NCBI's taxonomy places the organism in Eukaryota, Metazoa, Chordata, Mammalia, Rodentia, Muridae. Gene Ontology annotation, molecular function: voltage-gated sodium channel activity; cAMP binding; voltage-gated monoatomic cation channel activity. Gene Ontology annotation, biological process: potassium ion transport; monoatomic ion transport; protein homotetramerization. The record is from RefSeq and is marked validated. Gene Ontology annotation, cellular component: membrane; neuronal cell body; apical dendrite. The transcript has 8 exons.
AAUGUCACGCUGGGCAGAAGUGGCACAGGCGAGCGGCGGGGCGCGCGCGGGUAGAGGCGGUCUGCGGCCAGCAGGGGGCAGCCGAGGGGCGGCGCUGGCGCGCGGGUGCCGAGCGGAGGAGCCUCGCCCCGCGCCCGCAGCCUCAGCCUCAGCCUCAGUACCAGGCGCGGCGGAGCCCGGAGCGCGGCAGAGCCGGCAGCGCAGCCACUGAGGGCAGCGGCGGCGGCGGGAGCCAGGCGCGCAGCGGAGCAGCGGGCGGGCGGGAAGCAGUAGCCGCCGCCGCCGCUGCCGCCGCGACGGGCAGCCGGCUCCGGCCCCUGCUCCUUGGCUUCGAGCCCCCGGCGAGUCUGGAGCCCGCGCCGUCGCCGGUCGCGUCCUCCGGGCAUGGAAGGCGGCGGCAAACCCAACUCCGCGUCCAACAGCCGCGACGAUGGCAACAGCGUCUUCCCCUCCAAGGCGCCCGCGACGGGGCCGGUGGCGGCCGACAAGCGCCUGGGGACCCCGCCGGGGGGCGGCGCGGCCGGGAAGGAACAUGGCAACUCCGUGUGCUUCAAGGUGGACGGCGGCGGAGGAGAGGAGCCGGCGGGCAGCUUCGAGGAUGCCGAGGGGCCCCGGCGGCAGUAUGGUUUCAUGCAGAGGCAGUUCACCUCCAUGCUGCAGCCUGGGGUCAACAAAUUCUCCCUCCGCAUGUUUGGGAGCCAGAAGGCGGUGGAGAAGGAGCAGGAAAGGGUUAAAACUGCAGGCUUCUGGAUUAUCCAUCCGUACAGUGACUUCAGGUUUUAUUGGGAUUUAAUCAUGCUUAUAAUGAUGGUUGGAAAUUUGGUCAUCAUACCAGUUGGAAUCACGUUCUUCACAGAGCAGACGACAACACCGUGGAUUAUUUUCAACGUGGCAUCCGAUACUGUUUUCCUGUUGGACUUAAUCAUGAAUUUUAGGACUGGGACUGUCAAUGAAGACAGCUCGGAAAUCAUCCUGGACCCUAAAGUGAUCAAGAUGAAUUAUUUAAAAAGCUGGUUUGUGGUGGACUUCAUCUCAUCGAUCCCGGUGGAUUAUAUCUUUCUCAUUGUAGAGAAAGGGAUGGACUCAGAAGUUUACAAGACAGCCAGAGCACUUCGUAUCGUGAGGUUUACAAAAAUUCUCAGUCUCUUGCGGUUAUUACGCCUUUCAAGGUUAAUCAGAUACAUACACCAGUGGGAAGAGAUAUUCCACAUGACCUAUGACCUCGCCAGUGCUGUGGUGAGGAUCUUCAACCUCAUUGGCAUGAUGCUGCUUCUGUGCCACUGGGAUGGCUGUCUUCAGUUCCUGGUUCCCCUGCUGCAGGACUUCCCACCAGAUUGCUGGGUUUCUCUGAAUGAAAUGGUUAAUGAUUCCUGGGGAAAACAAUAUUCCUACGCACUCUUCAAAGCUAUGAGUCACAUGCUGUGCAUUGGUUAUGGCGCCCAAGCCCCUGUCAGCAUGUCUGACCUCUGGAUUACCAUGCUGAGCAUGAUUGUGGGCGCCACCUGCUACGCAAUGUUUGUUGGCCAUGCCACAGCUUUGAUCCAGUCUUUGGACUCUUCAAGGAGGCAGUAUCAAGAGAAGUAUAAGCAAGUAGAGCAAUACAUGUCAUUCCACAAGUUACCAGCUGACAUGCGCCAGAAGAUACAUGAUUACUAUGAGCACCGAUACCAAGGCAAGAUCUUCGAUGAAGAAAAUAUUCUCAGUGAGCUUAAUGAUCCUCUGAGAGAGGAAAUAGUCAACUUCAACUGCCGGAAACUGGUGGCAACUAUGCCUCUUUUUGCUAACGCCGAUCCCAAUUUCGUGACGGCCAUGCUGAGCAAGCUGAGAUUUGAGGUGUUCCAGCCCGGAGACUAUAUCAUUCGAGAAGGAGCUGUGGGGAAGAAAAUGUAUUUCAUCCAGCACGGUGUUGCUGGCGUUAUCACCAAGUCCAGUAAAGAAAUGAAGCUGACAGAUGGCUCUUACUUCGGAGAGAUAUGCCUGCUGACCAAGGGCCGGCGCACUGCCAGUGUCCGAGCUGAUACCUACUGUCGUCUUUACUCCCUUUCGGUGGACAAUUUCAAUGAGGUCUUGGAGGAAUAUCCAAUGAUGAGAAGAGCCUUUGAGACAGUUGCUAUUGACCGACUCGAUCGGAUAGGCAAGAAAAACUCUAUUCUCCUGCAGAAGUUCCAGAAGGAUCUAAACACUGGUGUUUUCAACAACCAGGAGAACGAGAUCCUGAAGCAGAUCGUGAAGCAUGACCGAGAGAUGGUACAAGCUAUCCCUCCAAUCAACUAUCCUCAAAUGACAGCCCUCAACUGCACAUCUUCAACCACCACCCCAACCUCCCGCAUGAGGACCCAAUCUCCGCCAGUCUACACCGCAACCAGCCUGUCUCACAGCAAUCUGCACUCACCCAGUCCCAGCACACAGACGCCCCAACCCUCAGCCAUCCUUUCACCCUGCUCCUAUACCACAGCAGUCUGCAGUCCUCCUAUACAGAGCCCCCUGGCCACACGAACUUUCCAUUAUGCCUCUCCCACUGCGUCCCAGCUGUCACUCAUGCAGCAGCCUCAGCAGCAACUACCGCAGUCCCAGGUACAGCAGACUCAGACUCAGACUCAGCAGCAGCAGCAGCAACAGCAGCAGCAGCAGCAGCAGCAACAGCAACAACAGCAGCAGCAGCAGCAGCAGCAGCAGCAGCAGCAGCAGCAGCAGCAGCAGCAGCAGCAGCCACAGACACCUGGUAGCUCCACACCGAAAAAUGAAGUGCACAAGAGCACACAAGCCCUUCAUAACACCAACCUGACCAAAGAAGUCAGGCCCCUUUCCGCCUCGCAGCCUUCUCUGCCCCAUGAGGUCUCCACUUUGAUCUCCAGACCUCAUCCCACUGUGGGCGAAUCCCUGGCCUCUAUCCCUCAACCCGUGGCAGCAGUCCACAGCACUGGCCUUCAGGCAGGGAGCAGGAGCACAGUGCCACAACGUGUCACCUUGUUCCGACAGAUGUCCUCGGGAGCCAUCCCCCCCAACCGAGGAGUGCCUCCAGCACCCCCUCCACCAGCAGCUGUGCAGAGAGAGUCUCCCUCAGUCCUAAAUACAGACCCAGAUGCAGAAAAACCCCGUUUUGCUUCGAAUUUAUGAUUCUUGAUGAUUGUCAAAGCAGAAAAGAAGUACUCUAAUAAACAGAAUAUUCUCAGAUAUUAUUUUAUUCUAUCUCACGAUAGAUCCCUAUAGCCUACUCUGAAAAAAAAAUAUUUUAGAAGCUGUGGCCUACAUGCAAAUGUAAAAACAUAUAUACAUAUAUAAUUAAAUAUAUAUAUAUAUAUAUAUAUCUAAAUGCCCAAGAGAAGUUCAAAAGACUUGUAUAACAUUCAGUGUUACAUGUCUUCCUCUCUUUAAAACCAUUAAAGGAUUUAACACAUUGUUGUAAGGUCAUUGAUUUCUAACCUUUUACUUGAUUCCUUUGAUAUAUGUGUUUCUCCCUUUUAUGAAGAGUUCUUGGAGUCAAUGGAAACAAAACUCUUGAUUUUAAAAAAGGCAACUCCAAUUAGAUCCAGCAUAGCACCAAUCAAAGCUUUCUUUCAUUAGCUGUGCCUCUGCGUCUAGGUUGUUAAUUAUGCGGGAUUCAAUAAACAAAUCCCAGUUUAUAGCUCUCAAUUGUAUUUUGGUGCUUUAAAUUUUGAGUUAGGUGAAGGAACACGCUCCAUGCUCAGCCACCGUAGGAGACUAACAUUGCCAUUAAGGCUUCCUCUAACCUCAAACAUGUUCAUUGAUUUUGUGAGAAAAGUGAGGAGAUAUUUGUCUUCAUGUGUCACUGGACUUUUACCAAGACGCAGUCAAUGUUAGCUGUAAAUAACUUUCCCAGCCCGAAUUAAAGUAACUAUUCUGUGUUGUAGAAAGGUAAAAGUCAGUGUUUAAGAAUUUAGUUUUACUGCUUCACUUCAAAAGUUAGAGUUUUAAAUUUCACAAAACACUCUAAUUGUGACAGCUGUUCAAAUGUAAUGCAAUGGCUUGAGACCUACAAUAUCAUUUUUAACCUGCGAUACUUUAAUGCAAAAAUUGUAUGCUUGAACCUACAAAUUGCUUGUAUGACACCAAAAAUCAUUACUUUUAUUCCUUCUUGACAUAAUCAAGCACCUGAACCUGGUCCUGGCAUGCUUUCGGGGGCAAAAAAAAAUAAAAUAAAAUAACUUAAAAAAAAAAGUAGAUUCAAAUCAAUCAUUGUAAGAAAAGGCUGACAGUAUUUCUCACUUCUAGAUGAGUAUAACUAUUCAUUAAUUGCCUCUCUUAAAAUUCUUAAAAGGCUGACUUGGAUCUCUGACUUAAAUCUAGAAGUGAGGUUUUCACUUUCAUUUGAUAUUGUUGCUGUUCUUAUUGUUUAAGCAAUCAUUUGCAAACCAUAGCUUGUUUUGGAGUUAAAGGUGUUAUGUGUCUUCAUGUUAGUUGGUAGUUUAUUGUGAUGUUAAUGUGAAGAAAUAAAUACUAUAUAUCACCACAUCUGUUUGGAAAUACACAUUUUGCCCUUUGUAUAUUGUAACUAAGCAGUUAGUAAAUCUUAAGGCAUGUGGUAACCUACAUAGUCCUUAGAUAGACAGGAGGUUUGUUCUUUCAAAUGUGCUGAAACUUAUAUGGACUCCGUGAGGGGAAGCAGGGGGGAAUUGAGCUGUCUGAAAGCAUUGUCUGUUUGUUCACUUGUUUCCUUAAUUCUUUCUGUGAGCAUCAUGGAGCCUAAUCUAGGGAAGUCCCUUAGCGAUCUUGCUUCAUGUGUGUUUGCUGCACCUCACACAAGUGGUGGGUGAGUAGAACACAGUAGCAGGCUCUCUAGUGCCUGACUUCUGUACGUAACUCAAGAGAGUGAGCUGAUAUGGAGGUCUUUGACAUUACAGGCACAAAUGAUCUAUUUAAGAACAUAAAGACCAUACAUUCUAUUGGGACAGGGCCUCCAGGUAUCCUUGAGGACCAAGAACAAAAGUAGAAGCAAGAGGUUUAAAGUGGAUCUACAUUGCCUUUUAUGAAACCAAAAUGAGUCGUUGCACUUAAUUGCUAACGGAUCCUACCUUGUGUGAAACAAUCAGCAAUGCUAGGUAACGUGAUGUCAUUCCUGUAAUGCUAGUGACCAAUGGUAUCCUGUUAGGAAUGAUGUAAGAGAGAGAUCCUGCAGCCUACGUAAAAUCUAUGGGAAAGUUGCAAGACCUAUCACAUAUCAGUACAAAACUCCUUUAUUUUAUUAAAUUUAAAAAUUAGCUUCUUGUUAAGAUCAUGUACUAGUCCUUUAAAUUAUUAAAGGUCUACCUUUGGCAGGAUUAAUGCAUUUCGUAGUAAAAUAUUUUUAUAUAUCAAUUUUUUGAGCACUAUUGGAGAACAUCCGCAAAAUUGAAUUGCAUGGUUAUUCAGUGCAACCAAUAAAAUUUUUAUUCACUUUGUACUCGAAUGGACAAAGAACACUAAGGUUUAUAUGUUAAAGUAACAAAACCAUACAGGGUAUAUUAAAUACACAUAUGUAUGAAUGUGUGUGUUUGUAAAGGUACAGUGCUAGGAGAACAUGACCUUUUUUCUCUGUACAUAGUUAAGCUCAAGUACGGAGUUUUAAUCUGUACGGGAAGAGCUGUAUUGGGGUCUUUUACUGCUGAGAAAGUAGAACAAUAACUUAUACUUUGCACUGUAUGACCAGGGAAGAGUUAGAGUAUUUCUUUUGUCUUUGCUCAAAGCCAUACAUAUAUAAAUAUAUAUUAAGAUUAUUAAUAAAUUCAAAAGAAAAUAAACCAAAUUAUGAAUAUUUUAUUUUGUUGUUGAAAUCUAAUCAAAUGUUUAACUCAUUGAGGAGUACAGAUUUGCUUGUUGUUCUCUCUUUGUAUAAUCUCCAAAAAGAUUUGUUUUUGAAAAUCACCAUACAAUUGUUAUAGAAAUUCUACAGAUAUAGAAUGAAUGUAAUUUAAAUAGAACAUAGAUGUCUCAGUCACCUGUUUGUUUUCCUUUUUUUCAUAUGGUAACAUUUGGUUAUCUUAUUCUUUACCCCAUGCCUCUUUAGUAUGUGGUGUUUCUCCAGUUUUAAAAUGCAGCCAUGUCUUUGUUAUUGGAUAUGGGGAUGGUUUUUAAUUUUCGUACAUGACCUGUUUUCUCUGGGCUUUUCAAAGGCCUCAGAUGAGAUUUGUCACAAUGAGGAUAAAUAGCAAAGCAGUCCUAAACACAAGGAGGAUAAAGUGUGAUUCUUCAAUUGGUUGUCCUCCUCAAACACACAGCCUGACUCCAGAUCUCCGUGACCUCUCCAUAAGUGAAUGGUUACCAAGUGGAUGCCAUUCUACUUUUAAAAGAUGCUUACUCUAUCAUUUACAGACUUAAAUGAACAUGUUAUUUUAAGGACACUGCAAAGAAAGCAGUCGCUAGUCUAAUAAUUCCUACACAUACGAACAAUUUAAACAAUAUGAUGAGUUUCAACUUUUAGAUACAUUAUACUAAAAUCAGAAUUAGUUAUGAUUCAACAUAUAAGUCACCUUGACUCCUUGACAAGAUUAUUGUGUAAAAUACCUCCAUAUAUUUUUAUGACUUGUUUUUUAUUUGGUAAGUUUACUAUAAUUGCUAUUUGGGAUCUUACUUUCCUUAUUUUUAUAAUAUUAAACUAGAUGACUAAAAUUUUUCUCAUUUUUAUCUUCUCCAUCCUUGUAGAGCUUGUAUCAUGCCAUGCAAGUGUAGGAUAUGUUGUUGUUGCUGCUACAGCUGCUGCUAUUGUUGUUAAUAUUCACUAACCCUAACAAAAAUUUUCUAUAUGAUAGGUAUAUCUACCUAAAUAUCCAUAAGUCUGUGCCAUAAGAAAAAAACUAUACUCAAGUAUUAAACUACACUGAAUUCUGAAUAGUCAAAAAUUGUCACGAAACAUGCAGUUGAAUAUGUGGACCAAAUUAUGUGGGAAUUUUUUUAACUUUAUUCAAAAUAGUUCCUGAAAUAUUUUCAAAAUCAUGUUGGAAAUUUUCUUUCGAGGAUUUUUUUUUUUUAUCAAUUUAAGGGUGAUUUGUAGUUGCUGUGACCACUUGAAAAUAGUGACUUUCUAAAGCAGUUUUAUUUCAUUUUAAUAAAUAACACGUUUUUAUUCUUUUCUCAUAUAUUUAUUCUGAUACAAUUUUCCCAACCCCCUCUUCCCCCAGCCUCUUCCCUCCCCCAUCACCACUCUCUUCCAUAUCCCCACCCCUCUCCUGGGGAAAAGGAUCGACAUUUUUAUUGCAUGUAUUGAUAUCUUCACAAACAGGUCAUUUUGGCCUUGAUCACAUUUAUAGCUUUCAGGUAAAAACAAAAAACAAAAAACAAAACCAUAAGCUUCUCCAUAUAGCAAAAAUAUUCAGGUUGAAUAAUAAAUCUGUCACCACAAUAAAUCCUCUCAUUCUAGUUCAAAGGAUACGUCUGUGAUAUUUGCUCUGUUGCUUAAUGCUUUGUGCAGCUCUCUCGAUGAAAUGUUAUUACUAUCUUUUCUUCAUAUGGAAAUAGUCUCUGUAACACAAGGUGAUGAGGAAUGAAGAUAAAUUUCCAAAAAAAAAAAAAAUCUGGAAUGAGAUAAAUGGUAUAUUUGUUCCAUGUACAAAUGUUGAUGUCUCAAAACAAGACAAGUGAUGUUUUAUAAAAUCAAAAUAAGUGUGAUGGCCAUAACCCAAGUAUUCCAUUUUAAAUUAAGACGGGACCCAACCCCGCAAUCACGUGAACAUGCCUCUCUUAUCUCACCAUGCCUCUCUUAUCUCACCAUAAUCCUACCCCAGUUUCCCUAACCAAGGGCGGUGCAUAGCGACAAGUGAAGACUGGAAAGACUUUGUUGAAAGAAGCCUUGCCAAGACUUGGUUUUGGCCUAUCAUGAGACUUGUUAAAGAUGAUAAUAAAGGGAAAUGUAUGGAAGUCUAUUAAUUUAUGUCUGAGAUACUUGAUGUAGAAAGAAUAAAAUUUGAAGAAAGCACC